Messenger RNA from Oncorhynchus kisutch (coho salmon), 2884 nucleotides. It is a transcript of the gene ccdc62, whose product is annotated as coiled-coil domain containing 62. Lineage: Eukaryota; Metazoa; Chordata; Actinopteri; Salmoniformes; Salmonidae. The coding region runs from base 356 to 2071 and encodes 571 amino acids. The transcript is spliced from 13 exons. The record is from RefSeq and is a predicted model, not a curated record.
GACGUUAUACGAUAGGCAUUCACGUGUGUGCCUUGACAUCCACUCCUCCGCGGCCAUCACAACAAGUGAUUUGAAAAUGUGCAAACGUUCAACAGGAAUUUAAUGCUAGGCUAGCUGGAUAUUUCCAUUUCCAAAUUAACAUAAUGUGAGAUAAUUGUGCAGUAAUCCAUUUUAUUUGAUUAUGCUCUGUAUUUUGUUGUCAAAGUAUUUAUGUAAAUGCUUCCAUGAUUUAAUAGCAGACAAUGAUCAUGAGAUGCCCAUCUAAAUCUGUUGAACGUUAGCGUAGCUAGCUAGCGUUAAAGUUAAUCAGAACUGUAACAGUACAAGUUACAAAAACCGCCAUGACUGAGUGGAGAUGGACCAAGGCAGUAGAAGAACAUUCAAUCCAAAUGGAGGAUCUGGACACUCAUCAUCACACAGCUAUUUUGUCACUCCAUGUGAUCCCUGGCACAGCACACCGGUGAAAAAGAAGAAUGUGGGAGCUUCUAUCGAGGAGCCUUCCCUAGUGUCCACCUCAGCUCAGAGUGAGGGACAGAAGAUGGCCAGCCAGUCAGCCAGAAGUCCCCCAAGCCUCAGUCCCACAGGAAGCCUCUACACCCAACCCCCCUCCCUGUCUCUACCCCUCCUACAGGACAGAAUGCCUCUUGGUGAGAUGGAGAGUGCCACCAUCCAAAGGCAGAGGCGGGAGCUGCAGCUGCUGAUUUGUGAACUGAAAGACCGGGACCAGGAGCUCAACACCAUGGCUGCUGCCCACCACAAGCAGCUCACUGCCUGGGAACAAGACCGCCAGAGAGUCCUGACCCUGGAGCAGAGGUGUGCUCGCCUGGAGGAUGAGCUUCAGAAGCGUAAUGAGGUGAUCAGAGCUGUAACUAAGAGGGUUCAUGUCGUGGAGGCCCGGGAGAAGGAAGGCCACAGGGAGCUCAACUCUACCCAACAACAGCUGCUCGAGCUAGGGAAGAAACAGCAGUACACCAGCCAACACUGUCACGACCUGAAGGAGAAGAACCAAAGUCUGAACUCCACAGUGAUGUCUUUGUCAGCCCAGCUGGGCUCUCUGCAAGUCAGAGGGGAGGAGCUCAGCACCAUGCUCAGACUCAAGGACAAGGAUGUGACGGAGGCAACCAAUCACAUCGUAGAUCUGUCUGGGCGCCUGCGGGAGAUGGAGGGGUCGCUGAAGGAGAGUCACUCACGGGAGGCCAGGGUGCUCAGGGAGGUCGAGGAGCACAAACGGCGAUACAGAGAGGUCCGGCACGAGAACACACGGCUCAAAGAGGAGUUACAGCAGCAGGUAACAGAGGGCAGUGCCCAGAGAGAGGACAUCAUCCGUCUGAAGCAGGAAGGACAGCUGCUGCGAAGGGAGCUGGCUCUCUCGGGUGAGGGGGAGAGCUGGAAGGAUGAGCUGCUGGGAUUGGCUCGUUCCAAGCAGGAGCGCACAGAGUCGGAGCUGCACUGUCUACGCCAGGUGUGUGAGAACCAGCAGAAUGACCUGCAGCUGCUUCAGUUGAACCUGGAGAGCACCCGGGAGACCCUGAAACAGGCUGAGGGACAGGGGCCACAUGGGAGCCAAGGUGAUCUCACCUGUGUGUACCUGGAUAGCCCCUCCCCUUCCUCACGGAGUAGGAGGAGCCUCGGUCUUGCGAAUGACUCCGCCUCUCCAACAACCGCCAAUGAACGAGGUGUUGUCAACGGCAACCUGGGAGGCCUUUUUGCAGCUUUAGACGAUGAGGACCAGCGUUCCUCCACCAAUAAUCUACAAAGGCUGCUAGAUGAGUCUCGUCAGAUGGUGGCUAGCCUGGAACGCACAACCCUACAACCUUUAUGCCCCUCCCACAGCCCGUCCUCUAACUGUGACGCUAUCAUCAGCCUCAGCAUCGGCCAAAACAGUGGCAACAGUAGCCAUGGGAACCACAGUCGUAACUGUGACAGACACAAUCACAGCAAUCCCGAUCACCACCCCAACCAGAGCUCCACCUACACCACAAGACCCAGUCAAACCAGCCGGCUGGAUGGUGAUACUCCACCCAGGAACACUCAGCCCUUCCAGAGGAACGAGGAACCUGGGGGGCUAUAGAGGGAAGGGACAUCUACCUAAACACACCUUCACACACCUGGCCUGGAAAGUCUAGGAGGGGUGAUGAUGGAGGCUGCAGACUACUCUGUUUUCUACUGUAGCCAUUGAGACCAUAGUCACAUUGGUAUGGCUUUGCCCCCAGUCCCAAACCUAUAUCAGUCACAAUCCAGGAAGUGACAAUUUGGGUCAAAGGUGAAAUCUCCUCCAAUCAGAACCAGGGACACAGCAAUAGCAAGCCAAUGAAUGAAUUAAACUGCUUUUUUAGGAAACCAAAGAAGGACUUACAUUUCUUUAUGUGAAAAGUUAUGUUAUGUUAUACGAUACAUGAGACUUUUUAAACUAUUGUUUUAACAACAUUUAAAGCGUGUUUAGUGUUAAAUGUCCAAAGUCCUGCCCUUCGCAGUCCUGGUCAUAAGCUAUUUAGGAACCAUUUAGUAAUAUGAUUGUGAGAUGUGAAACCAGUCAUUCAGACCUGUUGAAUGGUGCUUCUGGGUUAUUGUCAUUCCGGUUUCACUGCCUGCAAACCUGCUGGAUGGCUCCAAUAGGAUGACUGAUGAGGUAAGAGAGACUGCUGCAUUGAAAAGAAACCUGAACCUCACUUUCUUCAUUAGCAUAUUGUUUUUGUAUUUUUGAUGUGAACAUUUUGUAAUUAAUGUUUUUGUACUCAUUACUUUUUAUGUAAAAUAAUUUAUAUUCAGUGCAAAUGCAAAUACUAAGAAAAAUGUACCACUGCAGUAAACAUUUUAAUAACCACUUCAAAUGCCAGGUCUUAUGUGAUUUUGAUAACAUGAUGAAUGAAAAAUACGAUUAAUA